Cavia porcellus (domestic guinea pig) is the source of this 592-nucleotide messenger RNA. RefSeq names its product urotensin 2 (gene Uts2). NCBI's taxonomy places the organism in Eukaryota, Metazoa, Chordata, Mammalia, Rodentia, Caviidae. The record is from RefSeq and is a predicted model, not a curated record. Gene Ontology annotation, biological process: regulation of blood pressure; blood vessel diameter maintenance. Bases 1 to 516 code for a protein of 171 amino acids. Gene Ontology annotation, molecular function: hormone activity. The transcript is spliced from 4 exons. Gene Ontology annotation, cellular component: extracellular region.
AUGGUCUAUAUAAUGGGUGACCACGCAAUGCGCAGGAGCCGGCUCAGAGCUCCCCUCAGAAGCCGGGCCGGAGGGCUCCUGCCGCCUCCAGUCAUGGACAAGCUGGCCUCCCGCUUCCUGCUCUGGAUGGGACUGCUGCACCCGCUCUUCUCUCUUCCUGUCUCGGGGCCCCCAGAAGCGCCCCUCCAGCUACCAGCUCCGGAUGCAGAGGCCAGGCUGGCCCUGGAGGCGCUGGGGAGGGCGACCCUCCUGCGGCUGCUGCCUGCAGCACUGGGCGCAGGGAAGGGCACCGAGCUCAGGGGCACAGAUACAAGAGAAACAACAGAAUUGAUAAACCAGUUUCAAAAUCGCUUCCCAGAGCCUCAGACCGAUGCCCCCCACCCGAGAGGAACCGUGAGGAAGGCUCCCUCUGGACAAGAGCCUCACAUGUUACUGAGUCAUCUCCUGGCAAGCAGCAGACAGCAGCAGCCGCCACCCGGGGCGGCCCUCGAGUGCUUCUGGAAGUACUGCGUGUGAGGCCUGCGGCCGGGCCCUCGGGCACAGUGGGCCACACCCCACGAGGUCCGGGCAAUAAACCCCUCCCCUUCUGCAA